CAUAAUACACUUCCGUUUCGAACAUGGCCAAAUUGUUACGUCUUGAUCCUUGACUAUAUUGGUUCUCCACAUCCCAUCAGAGUACGAAUCCAUCCGCCCUCCUUUCCUAUUAAUCUUCUGUUUACAAUAGCUUGUAAUUUAGGAAUACGGACAGCGGUGGGGAGUGACUGUCAGACGCCAAAGCAGUACUUGUUGUAAAAGUUAGCUAACGUUGGCGUGAGCAAAGCAGCUAUAGGGAUGGCGGAGGUUCCUGGGACGUCAAGUGAGACGAUAACGGAGACUGUUCAAACCAGCACACCGCCACCACCCCAACAGGAGGGCCGCAGCCUGACAAUCAAGCUGAGGAAGAGGAAGACAGAGAAGAAGGUGGAGUGGUCGAGUGACACAGUUGACAAUGAGCACCUGGGGAGGAGGUCUUCAAAAUGCUGCUGUAUUUACGAGAAGCCCCGACAGUUUGGUGAGUCGUCCUCGGAAAGCGAGGGAGAUGAUGACGAUGAAGGUUGCGGCAGCGCACACUGUAUCCUGGGCCACGGUCGGAGGGAUCACAUACAGAGGGGCGGCGGGGGAGCCACGGUGCCCCCGAACUCUGGAAGGUCUCAUACUCACUAGGGAGCUCUGCAAGGAGGGUGUGGUGGUGUGGCAAGGUUUUUAGGGAAAUAAAAAGAGUUCCUCGUCACUGCAGUAGCACAAACUAACAGUCUUUAAGUUAAGAUCCAUUACAAAGGAAGAAAGAUGUGAUUCUGCUUACCGCGCAUGUAACCUGAAUUUGCUCACAUGUUUUCCACGUACUUAAAUCAUAAAAAAGUUUUCUAUCUCAACCUAUUGAAAAUGUAACAGGAGUUCCAGUUUGGAGGGACUUAAAAGCAAUAGCCAUGGAGAUCAGUAUUGGCAUUAAGAGAAGGCAGAAUGUCGUUUAGUAUUAAAGGACAAAUGCAUUUUUCUUUUGACGUCGUAUCAUACACACAUCAGAUGGGUCUGUUUUUUGCACAGCUCUUUAUUAAAGAAGUCUCAAAGCUAAACAUACAAGAGGAUCAUAGCGUUGAUUAGUGAUUUUGCAAACACACAAACUAGAUAGACUAUGAGGAUCAAAAAGGUUUAAUUGAAAAGCUCCUGUGUCCGAAUGUAGGCUGCUUCCUUUUUAAAUGCAAGCUUUUGUGUAAAACAAAUGAAGGAUUGGCAUAGUUAUGUUGAUUUGUUGUUGAUUGUUUAGUAAUAGCAUUUCGGGGAAAAAAUUCUGACAAAAUGUACAUUACUGCAACCAGCAGAAAUGCUGCUGAUUCAGGCUCAACUACUGGAUUAUGAAGUUUAAAGAACAACAUGAUGUCAACUAUGUUCCAUUCAAAAUGAUUGGACCCAUUGUAAAUCACAUUUGCAAUAUGUACAAUCGUUCAAAAAAUGGCCACUUCGAAUGAACGCUGACUGCUUGUAAUAGUGUUGAACAAAUUGAAUGGCAAAAUAUCUUAUGUUUCAAAAUGUUGCAAUUCAAUGCAAUUUACAACGGAGGGCUACAUCAUUUGAAGUUGUGCUGGAAACUCUUAAUUUCCUCAGUACCACACUGGCAUCAAUAGCACUUCUGUAUUUACACUCAAGUCUUUUGAGUGCAUAAGUGCGUUCACACUGAGAAGUAGAGCAAAAUGCAAGAGUACUGCCAGAACCCGAAUGUGGAGUUCAAAACACUCAAAAUGGUGAGUGUGCAGUUAUAUAUACUUACCACUUUCUAUUUUCGCCAUCCUGCCAGAAAAUUAUGGCGGCCGAGGAGCAACCAAUAGUGGUAGAUAGUCGUAAACCGAUGAAUAAGUGAGUACAAACAUUUGCUAGUCAUUUCCUGCAAAUAUGCAAUGAUGAAUCAAUUUAGAACAGUGCUACAUUGUCAAAAUUCACACCCUCAGGAACUAAGUACAGUGGUACCUCGGGAUACGAGUGUCCCAGCUUAUGAAUUUUUCAGGAUACGAGCUGUUCUGGGCCAAUUGUUAUGCUUCAGGUUGCAAGCAAAAAUUGGGUUACGAUCCUCCACACCACUAGUUGAUGUAGUGAAUGUCACAUUGAACCUUAUAAGAUCCUACCAAAACAUCUGGUUUUACUCGCUAGCAAUACCAUACAGCUAGAGAUCGAUAAAACUUUGUUUUUCCAACCACAACAACGAAGAACGUGAGUUGAUAAUGCCAGCCAAGGACGUUAAAUUAAGAUGUAUUAAUCCAUGAAAAUAGGGAGAGGCUGCUGAUGGUGUGUUUGACGGAGAAGCAGCUCAAAGGAGAUACUGUAGAAGUUCGCUCUCCAAGGUAAAUGCUGUACAUUAUUAUUACGUUACUUCAUUAAAUUACUACAGUUGUUUCAUACAAUAUGUCUAUCUAAAAUUUGUUCUACUUUUUAAAAGGCUGUUAAAUUGGGCUGUUUUGGGGGGGUUAGUUUCAAUGAGCGAUGCUGUUUUGCAAUACCAGUUUUCGGAGGUACGAGCUGCAUCACGUAACAAAAUAAACUGGUAGCACAAUGUACAUUGUGUACAAACUUAAGGGUACACACUUUAAUUUGAGACAGCCGAAGAGAUGUUAUUUCAUGCCAUUAGAAAAGUUGUAGAAAAUAAGUGGGGUGGUUUAACUCAGGAGUGUCUAAAUUACUGCUCGCCAUUGUCUUCAAACUGGCCCUCAAGAUACAUCCAUCCAUCCAUCCAUCUUCUUCCGCUUAUCCGAGGUCGGGUCGCGGGGGCAGCAGCUUAAGCAGGGAAGCCCAGACUUCCCUCUCCCCAGCCACUUCGUCCAGCUCCUCCCGGGGGAUCCCGAGGCGUUCCCAGGCCAGCCGGGAGACAUAGUCUUCCCAACGUGUCCUGGGUCUUCCCCGUGGCCUCCUACCGGUCGGACGUGCCCUAAACACCUCUCUAGGGAGGCGUUCGGGUGGCAUCCUGACCAGAUGCCCGAACCACCUCAUCUGGCUCCUCUCGAUGUGGAGGAGCAGCGGCUUUACUUUGAGCUCCCCCCGGAUGGCAGAGCUUCUCACCCUAUCUCUAAGGGAGAGCCCCGCCACCCGGCGGAGGAAACUCAUUUCAGCCGCUUGUACCCGUGAUCUUGUCCUUUCGGUCAUAACCCAAAGCUCAUGACCAUAGGUGAGGACGGGAACGUAGAUCGACCGGUAAAUUGAGAUACAUAAUUUUUAAUAUACUAACGUUGAUGAAUUUACACAUUUACUGAGGUGUCUGAGCAUAUGUUUAUAUGUAGCAAUCCAAACUAGCUUUCUCCAACUGUGGUGGUAAUAAAACACAACACAUUAAGUCAACACACACAUGCCACACAAUACCCACUUAACCAUGUGGACAUUAUAAAAGCACUAUAAACAUGUUAUAAUUACACCCACCUAACAGCACUACAAAGCAUGGUAUGCAAAACACUUUCUCCCCACACUUUGUUGUGUUUGAUGUUUCGAGUUGAUUACAAAACAUUUAAGGAGGUAAUCAGGGAAGUUAAAAGGGAGGGGUGGGCUUUUUCAUACUCUCAAUAUUUAGUGUCGUCACGGUCUGAUGGGGGGACUGAAAAUAAAAGUUUUAGGUAAUGUUUUGUUUUUCAGGCUGUUAGCUUGCUUCAAGUAUUGUUUUAGGAAACUGAAGUUGCUGACCAUUUCCUGAUAGUAUUACAAAUCCUACACAUCAGUGGUUCUUAACCUAUCACCUAAGAAAAAACCUGGCUCUCCAAGUUUCACCAUAAUGACCAACAUUAAAAUACAGCAGCGUAGUAGGCCUUAGUAUUCAUUAAACACAAGAAGGAAGUGUAGUUUGACAAGUUUAUUUAAUAUUUUGGCCACUGUAACAUUACACACAGUUUGAACAGUAGCACUGUGUUUUAAUGAAGGAAAAUCAAAACACUGUACUUUAAUCAAGUGGUUCUUUGGCGUACCAACAGAUAGAGCCUGCGUAACACCGGUGGUACACGUACCACAGUUUGAGAAUCACUCCUAUACAUUCUCUAUUAUACACAUGAUCGUAUUUACGUUAUGAUCCUUGCUUUGCUGCAUUGCGAAAAAUUUGGAUUUUCCCCUGGCAAUUUUGCUUUAUUGCAGGUUGUACUGUGUUUUAACAUGUUUAUUUUACAUGAGAUAUUAAAUCAAUAUGCCGACUUAAAUCACUGCAACCGCCAAUUAUGUGUGAAAACAGCUGUGUAAACUUCAAUCAAUCAAUCAACGUUUAUUUAUAUAGCCCUUAAUCACACCCUUAAUCAAGUGUCUCAAAGGGCUGCACAAGCCACAACUUGAUCAACACAAGUGUCCGCCCUGAGAUCGGUAGGUCGUGUGUUCAACCCCCGGCCAAGUCAUACCAAAGACUGUAAAAAUGGGACCCAUUAUCUCCCUGCUUGGCACGCAGCAUCAAGGGUUGGAAUUGGGGGGUUACAUUACCAAAAUGAUUCCCGAGCACGGCCACCGCUGCUGUUCACUGCUCCCCUCACCUCCCAGGGGGUGGAACAAGGGGAUGGGUCAAAUGCAGAGAGUAAUUUCACCACACCUAGUGUGUGGGACUAUCAGUGGUACUUUAACUUUAACUUUAACACACACACUGUCACAGUUGAGCACACUGAAUUGGAAUAAUAAAAAACAUAAGAGCUUUUUUGUCACUGCAAAUUACUGUAACUUUCUCUAUACAGUUCGGAAGUACGUCAGAUUAUGAUUGUAUAUACUGUACCUGUAUGUGUAUAUAUACUGAACAAAAAUAAUAAGACUUUUGUUUUUACUUCCAAUUUUCAUGAGUUUAACUUAAAGAUUUAAAACUUUUACUUUCUACACAAAAUACCUAUUCCUCUCAAAUAUUGAAAAAAAAAAAAUCUGUGUUAGGAGCACUUCUCUUUGCCAAGAGAAUCUGUCCCACCUCACAGGUGUGGCAUAUCAAAAUGCUGAUUAAACAGCAUGAUUAUUGUACGUGUGCCUUAGGCUGGCUGUAAUAAAAGGCCACACUAAAAUGCAGUUUUUCUUUAUUGGGGGUCAUAAAAUCAGUCAGUAUCUGGUGUGACCACCCUUUGCCUGACGUAGUGCAAAACAUCUCCUUCGCAUAGAGUUGAUCAGGUUGUUGAUUGUGGCCUGUGGAAUGUUGUUCCACUCCUCUUCAUUGGCUGUGCCAAGUUGCUGGAUAUUAGCAGGAACUGGAACACGAUCCACAGCAUCCCAAACAUGCUCAAUGGGUGACAUGUCCGGUGAGUAUGCUGGCCAUGCAAUAAUUGGGAUGUUUUCAGCUUCCAGGAAGUGCUUACAGAUCCUUACAACAUGGGGCUGUGCAUUGUCAUGCUGCAACAUGAGGUGAUGGUCUGGGGUGAAUGGCACAACAGUGGGCCUCAGGAUCUUGUCACAGUUUAUCUGUGCCAUCCAUAAGUGGAGCUCUACUCUGAGUCUCUCCCGGAUGACUGAGCUCCUCACCCUAUCUCUAAGGGUGACCCAAGACAUCCUGCGGAGGAAACUCAUUUCUGCCGCUUGUAUUUGCGACCUUGUCCUUUCGGUCAUUACCCAAAGCUUGUGACCAUAGGUGAGGGUAAAUCAAGAACUUCCCCUUCUGGCUCAGCUCCUUCUUCACCACAACAGACUGGUGCAGUGACUGCAACACUGCCGACGCUGCACCAAUCCGUCUGACAAUCUUGCGUUCCAUUCUUCCCUCCCUUGUGAACAAGACCCAGAGGUACUUGAACUCCUACACUUGAAGCAGAACUUCUCUCCUGCCUCCGGGGGUGCAGUCCACCAUUUUCCGACUUAGAACCAUGGCCUCAGAUUUGGAGGUGCUGAUCCUCAUACCUGAAGCUUCACAUUCGGCUGCGAAUGAAGGCUGAAAGUCCUAGUUUGACGAAGCCAACAAGACCGCAUCAUCUGCAAAAAGCAGAGAUGCGAUUCUCUGGCCACCAUACUGGAAACCCUCUACAGUGUUGACUGCACCUAGAAAUUAUGUCCAUAAAGAUAAUGAACAGGACCGCAGGACAGGAUAUGAAUCAUUUUGGGCUAAUUUAAGUACCAUUUUAAAAAUAAUGUGUUACUACUUCGAAUUUGCAAAACAUUUUAGCUAAAUUUGUAAUAUAAAUCUGGUGUUAAACCAUAUAAUCCACAUUUGAAUUCAGAAAAAGUGUCAAAUCAUCAUUCUUCAAGGAAAAACAUGUAUAGAGCUAAACUCUGUUUUCUACCUGUCCAAAUGUUUUCUCUUAGAGGUCCAUACAAAAAAAUCUAAGAAUGUAGAGGCCACUUUGUCUAUUAAACGCAGUAAACACAACCCAAUGUAGGUCAAAUAUAUGCAAAGAAGUUAAAUAAAGAAACAUUUAAUUUAGGGCUGGGCGAUAUAUCGAUAUACUCGAUAUAUCGCGGGUUUGUCUCUGUGCGAUAUAGAAAAUUACUAUAUCGUGAUAUUCGAGUAUGCGUUCUCACGCAGUUGCUUUUAGCUGCUGGCAUUAUACUACAGGCUCUCCUCGCUCUUUCCUGUCUCCCCUUCUCACAGACAGCAAGCGCAGCUUCUACACACGUCACAUACUGUCUCGUCAUACGUCACAUACUGUAUGUAUACGCCCUCUCGCAGCAAAGAGUAGCAGCAUGGCUAACGUUAGCUGUGAUGCUAGCGGAGCGGUGUGAGUGAUAAGGUAGUACAAGAGAGAGAAGGUGCAAAUCUGGUAACAAAUGAAGGAAUAAUUAAUUCCCCCCAAAAAGAGCAGGGGGUCCAUCGUCUGGCGGUGGUUUGGCUUCAAGUAGGAAUAUGUCGAACAGACAACCGUAAUUUGUCAAGUGUGGGGCGAAAGCGUUGCUAUAAAAAAAGUAGCAUUACUGCUAAUACGUAGCAUCAUUUGAAAAGUCACCUGCUAGAGAAUGAACAGUGCUUACUCCGCAUGUCAACAUCUCCGUUCGGUGCCACACGUCCACACCUUCAAAAUGCCGAGGCAAACAUUUCCAGAUCAACACCGUAUGAAAAAAAUAGUGAUUUUUUUAGUUGUGAUUUCCUUCUCUGCAUGAAAGUUUUAAAGUAGCAUAUAUUAAUGCAGUAUGAAGAAGAAUGUUUUAAUGUAGACACAUAGAAUCAUCAUACUGCUGUGAUUAUAUGCAUCAAGCGUUCAUUCAAGUUUAAGGCAAAAUAUCGAAAUAUAUAUUGUGUAUCACGAUAUGGCCUUAAAAUAUCGCGAUAUUAAAAAAAGGCCAUAUCGCCCAGCCCUAAUUUAAUUACAUUUAAAAAAUCCUUCUGAUCUUAGUUAGUUUCAGUUUAUUUCAAACAUGCAUACAAUACAAUUACAAUGUAAGCAUCACAUAUUUCCAGUUGUUUCAUUACAGCACGUCCGAAUAGGAGUUGGAAGAAGCAGAGUUUAUGUAACCCUACCCCUUUUUAUAUCAUAGUAAUUUUACCCCAUUUGUUUGUUCUCUGUAACAGAGUAGGUUGCCAAAGCAACUAGUAUAAGUGUAAUAUCUUGUAAGUUGCAACAUUACAACUUUUUCUUGUUCACAUUACAACUUUUAAGUAUUAUUUCAACAUGCCGUGGGUUGAUGCAAAAAAAAUAGCUGAGGUCUGCACUUUGGACACCCCUGUGGUACACGAUUGAUUGGUAAGCUCACUGAAAUGGGCUCUCUAUAUUUUAGAGAACAAAAUGUUGUAUUAAUAUUAUUAAGAGACUAAUAAUUGUUUGUUCUUCUUGUGGACAAUGCUACAAAUUGUGUUUUACGUCCGCUAUUUUUCUGAAAGUUGCAAUUUUUCAUGUCUUGAGCAUUGUGAAGUAGUGGCUCGACUAUACUGAGGUGAAUCACUACUCAUCUACCAACUCAUUGGAUAAACCACACUAACAUUAUCAUUAAGUUUGCAGCAUGUUGUCCGAAAAAGGAAAAAGAACACCAACAAAGAUAUGGGAUGAUUUUAUGUUGAGAAUCUGAUUUACAUUUUUGAUUGUUUAGAGUAGAUUGAAGUAUUUGUUUGUUGCCCCCAAGCUGUGUACUCCUUUCUCAACUGAGCAAAAUGAUUUAAAAAAAUAUAUAUAUUUACUUUCCCACGUGCAUAGCAAUUCAUAAAAUGUACAUUGGUCUUGGUACUGGUAAUUGCACAUUUCUGUAAAUACAAUUAAGCGUAAUGAGGUCUGACUGAAUGUUAUUAAAAGGUUUGAACUGUGAUUGGAGGUUUUAUGUUGUGGACACUAUAGUCGUUGAUGCGUCUUAUUUCAUUCAUCUGAAGCAGAAAGAUACACAAAAGUAAAUUCAGUUUGAAAUACUCUUCAUGUACAAAAAACAGUAGUUUCAAUAAUUUGUUUUCCCAUAAGAUGCCUUUUGUACAUUGUCUUACCUUCUGGGUGACAGGUGUCAUUUCCAGUGGCGGGCCGUGCGUUUACAACCUAAGCCUUCAGUGAUGACCGACUUCAUGAUUACCUCUCAAAAUACCAUAAUUGAUGUCACCACAUGACCAUUGCUGGAGAAAUACUAUACAGAAACACAUUCAAGCACUACUGGGCAUUGUACAAAACGGGUUAUUUUCUAGCGCAUUUAAAAAUCAAUAAACAAGCAUCAGUAAUUAAGCCCAUAUCUUAUGUGGUACUGUCAAAAUUUAAAUUGCAAAAAACAUUUUAAGCGUGAAAAAAUAAAGAAAUAAAAUAUCUGAACUCACAUUUCAUCAACAGCUCAGUUCGCUUCCGGGGUUUGCUGACAUUGUCUCACAAGAUGUAGUUUCUCUUCAAAAUGGCCUUGCAAAUAUAUGUGUUGUCUUGUCUAAUCAUAAAAGAUGCAGACAAGGCGUGUUGGCUGAGUUCUUAAAGUUUACUCCACAGCGUGCUCAUCAAUAACAUCCAGCUGCCGGCAACAACCUAAACGGGGCUACUGUGCAUGCUCUACACCAGGGGUCACCAACGCGGUGCCCGCGGGCACCAGGUCGCCCGUAAGGACCAGAUGAGUCGCCCGCGGGCCUGUUCUAAAAAAAAAAAAUUGAAAAAAAAAAAAAUUGAAAAAAAAAAAAAAAAAAAAAAAAUUAAA
This is a messenger RNA of Entelurus aequoreus (snake pipefish), 8934 nucleotides long. RefSeq names its product protein phosphatase 1, regulatory (inhibitor) subunit 11 (gene ppp1r11). Lineage: Eukaryota; Metazoa; Chordata; Actinopteri; Syngnathiformes; Syngnathidae. The record is from RefSeq and is a predicted model, not a curated record. The coding region runs from base 238 to 609 and encodes 123 amino acids. Gene Ontology annotation, molecular function: protein phosphatase 1 binding; protein serine/threonine phosphatase inhibitor activity. Gene Ontology annotation, cellular component: nucleus. The transcript is spliced from 3 exons.